AUGGCCUCCGUCGAGCAGGAACGCGCCUGGGCCCUUUCCCUACCCCCCUCCGACACCGGGGAGGGGGAGCGGGGGGUGUUGUUCGACUUGCGUGCGGCCGCACGGGGGGCGGUUUCCGCCCUGCCGGGGGAGGAGGAGCCCGCACAAUCGACGGGCGGCGUGGAGGGGGGUGGGGGAGUAGUGGGCGCCGCGUACGCCCACGGCGCCAGCCUCUACCAGGCCUCGACGCUCCUGCACAUGGCAACCUUUCCAUUCCAGCGCGGCAUCAGCUGGCGGACGGAGUGCUUUCUGCGAGGCGAACGACAAAUCGACGCGGAGAGUGGGUGCGGGGUGAAGGCAGAUACGCCACACCUCUACACUCUAGUGUUGAGAAAAAAUGCCGCCGGGCGGCAGGCGAUAACGACGAGCGAGAGAGACUGCUGGUGGUGGGCUUGCUAUGAUGACCGGUGGCCGCGCUCGCCUGUGUGGUGGAAACGCGUGGAGGUGGGGCAUGAAGGGGAAUCAAGCGAGGGCGAAACAGGUUUAAAAAGAGAAGCCGGUGUCGAACCUACGCACGAGGCUGCCAAGGGAUCCGAAGAAUACGAUGAAAAAAAUCUUCAAGGGACCGUUCACAAGUCUGGAAAAGGAGUUAACUUUUCCCACGAGGCGCACCACUGCCUGGUGCAGGGAGCACCUUCAAGAGCGUUUAUUGAGUCUUUAGGGUCAAAUGGCUUUGCCUUUGCAACUUUAUCUCAUCACAAAGAGCACUACCACAAUGGUAAUGGGAAAAUAUGCGGUCGUGCACAUGCACUGUCUUCUUUACUUGAUCUUCACACAGUGCAAAAACAUUAUGAUGGACAAGAGUGGGCCUAUCAUCAUCCUUCCCUUAUACCGUAUGCAUCUAAUUUUAUGGGGGAUUCUUUCUCAUCCACAUGUGAUACAAUGAAGUCAAGGGUGGAGGGAGGCGUUUUGAAGUCGAUGAUUUAUUUUGAAGGUGUCUUGAACCUUUUAUACAGUUCUUAG
This is a messenger RNA of Phytomonas sp. Hart1, 1002 nucleotides long. Lineage: Eukaryota; Euglenozoa; Kinetoplastea; Trypanosomatida; Trypanosomatidae. The record is from the annotation of a GenBank genome assembly.